This is a messenger RNA of Eruca vesicaria subsp. sativa (arugula), 576 nucleotides long. The record is from the annotation of a GenBank genome assembly. Lineage: Eukaryota; Viridiplantae; Streptophyta; Magnoliopsida; Brassicales; Brassicaceae.
AUGCAUCCACCAAGAAGAGGAGGUUUCCCCGCAAGAGCUACUGCCGGACGAGGUGGACCCAGUUCCGUGAAGAACACAAACCCAUGUGCUCCACAGGGAUUUCCACUGCGAAGCCUUGAUGAGCUAUUACAAGCACCUGCACGAAGAAACCAGCCAACUCUCCACCCUGAGAAGAAAGAUGGUGCUCUUUGGAUAUCAAUUGACAAUGAGGUCAAGUAUGAUAUAAAGAGAGCCUUUUCCAACGAUUUUGAUGGAGCUUGGUGGAAUCUCAGUGAGGUUCCUCAAGACCAGCAAGACAAGUGGUGGUCAGACUUUGUGGUGGUCAAGCCACACAAAGGCAGGAUGUUUGGACUUGGAACAACACUAACGGAGAACUAUGAUCACAUUACUCCACCUGCUGUUGUUCUUACUCGCCAAGCUCAGUUAGAGCAGGAAGUGAUUAAUCUUACAGGAAUGGUCAAGUUGAUGAGCCAGCAGCUCACUGCUUUGUGUGAAGCUAGAGGAGUAACAGCCUCUGAUGCAACUACCAACCCUUUUCCAUCUUCACCUCCUACCACCAAUGAGCAAGGAAUCUAA